ACUAGCCAGACCAAUAAAACCCGGGGACGGUAGAUCUAAGAGAAGUUUUUUUUGUUUCUUUAAAUGAAGAAUCUAAAAUAGAACGACAGCCAGAGGGAUUCCAACAGGGUAGAGGAAUCCUGCUAAAACAGGAAAGAUAAGGAGAGAGAUACGGAGAGGCUGCCAUAUACACAAAGGGGGCGGGGGGUGGACUGAGUAACCCUGAAGCCAAACAAAAUCCAGGAAGACAUCUAAAUAGUUAAAAGCACAGCAAGAUCUUGCUAGAUUUUCAUGGGAGCCUGAGAUGGACCAGGAGUUGAUUACGGCACUCAAAAGAGCGCACCUACACCCCCUACAUGCGAGUCAAAAAGAGAUUGGAACACAAGAAAGACGAACCUAGGCGUGUCUUGUCUAAUGUCUUGUAUUGUAUUGUAUUGUGUGCUACAACAAUACUGCCGUCUGAGAGUAUAGAGCGUAGACCAUAGACAAAACCUAUUAACAUAACAGAGCCUGUAAAACAAGGGCAGGAAACAAACAUUGAAAACACACUUUGAGCCGCCUUGUGCAAGGAAGGAAACUCAUCCACAAACCCAUAGAAGAGAAGAAGACCAAGUGUUAGGAGGUGGGUAGGCCCCAUGUUAGCAGACGACUGCAAACCUGGUUGACAGUGUCCCGUGCUCUCUCCUCUUUAUCUAUCUUUGUAUUUUUAUUUGUAGGGGGGUAGUCGUGCUGAUAAUGUUAAGUCCCUCCUAAACUCUUCGUCCAAACCAAGAGCCAGCGCCACCCAACCAACAAACAACACACACACACACACACACACACCAUGACACCACAGCAUAACUCAGAAUCCAGGGGUACAAAAAACGGAAGACACUGAUGUGAAGAAAGUGCGCCAACAAACCAAAACAAAGCCAGCCCAUUUCUCUACCUUUUUGACACCCACACGCACCCUCUGCUUUGGUUUGUAAAUCUCUCAUUUUCCUCUUCUUGUUCUUGUUCUAGUUGUUAUAGAGAAAAUGGACUGUUGGUCUCCUCUUACAAUGGAUGACGAGUUUGAGAAGCUUGUAAUUCGGAUGAACCCUCCAAGUUUGUGUUUAAUUUUGCAGGGUUACAGUUGAUAAUGCUUCAAGCAGGAAAGCCACUCUGAUUAAGGUUGAUAGUGCUAAUAAGCGUGGUAGUUUGUUAGAGGUGGUUCAGGUCUUGACUGAUUUGAAUCUUAUAAUUAGACGAGCUUACAUUUCUUCAGAUGGAGAAUGGUUCAUGGAUGUGUUUUACGUUACAGAUCAACACGGGAACAAGUUAUCUGAGGAUGAUGUGGCUGAAAGAAUUCAACAGUCAUUGGGACCAAGAGGGCGAAGUUUCCGGUCUUUGAGACGGUCUGUGGGUGUGCAAGCUGCUGCAGAGAACACAACUAUUGAAUUGACAGGAAGAGAUCGACCAGGCUUGCUUUCUGAGAUUUUUGCUAUUCUUACUGACCUCAAAUGUAAUGUGGUGGCCUCAGAAGUCUGGACCCACAAUUCAAGAAUGGCAUCUGUUGUUUACAUCACUGAUGAGGCUACUGGAUUGCCAAUUGAUGAUCCUGAUAGGCUCACUAAGAUCAAACAGCUUCUCCUAUAUGUUCUAAAGGGUGACAGAGAUAAACGAAGUGCCAAUACAGCUGUAUCUGUGGAUUCCACUCAUAAGGAGAGGCGGCUGCAUCAGAUGAUGUAUGCUGAUCGUGACUAUGACAUGGAUGAUGCAGAUUUUGGCUCGGCAAGCGAACGCAAACCUUUUGUGACAGUGGAAAAUUGUGUAGAUAAGGGUUACACUAUUGUGAACUUGAGGUGCCCUGACCGGCCAAAGCUACUAUUUGAUACGGUGUGCACAUUAACAGAUAUGCAAUACGUUGUAUAUCAUGGAACUAUCAUAGCUGAAGGACCGGAAGCUUGCCAGGAAUAUUUUAUAAGGCAUAUGGAUGGUUCCCCUGUUAGUUCCGAAGCAGAGAGGCAAAGAGUAAUCAAUUGCUUGGAGGCUGCUAUUAGAAGGAGAACUUCUGAGGGUGUAAGAUUGGAACUUUGCAGUGAGGACAGGGUAGGCCUUUUAUCUGACGUGACUCGCAUUUUUAGGGAAAACGGUCUUUCUGUCACCCGAGCUGAGGUUACUACCAGGGGUUCCCAGGCAGUGAAUGUUUUCUAUGUCACUGAUUCAUCUGGAUAUCCAGUGAAGAAUGAAACAAUUGAAGCAGUUAGAAAAGAGAUUGGCUUGACUAUGCUUCAUGUGAAUGAUGAUGCUCACUCGAAGUCCCCGCCCCAGGAGCGUGGUUUAUUCUCUUUGGGUAAUAUCUUCCGAUCUAGGUCAGAGAAGUUCCUUUAUAACCUGGGUCUGAUAAGGUCAUAUUCUUAGGAGUCCAAUAGCUAAACUAGGUUGUCAGCAACGUAAAUGUUGGUUGUUUUGCUUAGUCACACAGGUUGUUCCUUAGAGCUUCGGUUCAAUUUCUUGUUGAUCUUGAGUGAGGCAUUAAAGUUGCAAUCAAAUUUGAAUUUGUAAAGCUUCUUUUAAGUAUCUUGUUCCGGCUA
Molecule: messenger RNA, 2534 nt
Organism: Populus nigra (black poplar)
Lineage: Eukaryota; Viridiplantae; Streptophyta; Magnoliopsida; Malpighiales; Salicaceae
Product: ACT domain-containing protein ACR4-like
Exons: 7
Coding region: 1240-2361 (373 amino acids)
Source: RefSeq, a predicted model, not a curated record